Megalopta genalis is the source of this 3957-nucleotide messenger RNA. The record is from RefSeq and is a predicted model, not a curated record. NCBI's taxonomy places the organism in Eukaryota, Metazoa, Arthropoda, Insecta, Hymenoptera, Halictidae.
CAACACUGGCCUAGGUUUGUCGUUGUUCUGUGUAGGCGUAUAUGUGAUGUGAGUAAACGGUGGAAACAGUUCGAGAUCACUUAAUUUACAAACAAAUAUUUUGGGAAACGAUCAACAAAAUAACUGUAAACUGCAUCAAAAGAGAACGACGAGGUGUGAAAGAUGGGUGUACCGGCUUUUUUUCGAUGGUUGAGUAAAAAGUACCCUUCUGUGAUUGUCAAAUGUACCGAACAAAAGGGACCUAUAAAUUUAGAAGAUCCAAACCCGAAUGGCGUAGAAUUUGAUAAUCUAUAUCUUGACAUGAAUGGUAUUAUUCAUCCUUGUACACAUCCAGAGGAUAAACCAGCUCCAAAAAAUGAAGAGGAAAUGAUGGAAGCUAUCUUUGAAUGCAUCGACCGUCUAUUUUGUAUUGUGAGACCUCGGAAGUUGCUUUACAUGGCCAUUGAUGGAGUUGCACCUAGAGCCAAAAUGAAUCAACAGAGAUCAAGAAGAUUCAGAGCGUCGAAGGAGACAGUUGAGAGAAUUAAUGAAACUAAAAGGUUACGCGAUAUAUUGAUAUCAAGAGGUGCAAUAUUGCCACCAGAAAAGCCAAAGGAGGAACAUUUUGACAGCAAUUGUAUUACACCGGGUACACCUUUCAUGGCUAGAUUAUCGAAAUGUUUGCAUUACUAUAUUCAUACUCGUAUGAAUAAUGACCCUGGUUGGAGUAAGAUAAAAGUAAUUUUAAGUGAUGCAAAUGUACCAGGCGAAGGAGAACACAAGAUAAUGGAUUUUAUACGUAAACAGAGAGCACAACCCGAUCAUGAUCCCAAUACGCAACACGUUUUGUGCGGAGCAGAUGCUGAUUUAAUUAUGUUAGGACUUGCAACGCAUGAAAUGAAUUUUACAAUUAUUCGUGAAGAGUUCAAACCAAAUAAACCGAGACCGUGUGACAUAUGCGGUCAAUUAGGUCAUGAUAUGAAGGAAUGUACGGGUGCGGAAGCAGACGACGAAGAAGAAGAGAUUCCUUUGGAAACUGAAAUCUUGUUUAUAUUUGUGCGUUUAAACGUACUCAGGGAAUACUUAGCGAGAGAAUUGGAAAUGCCUGAUCUACCAUUUAAGUACGAUUUUGAACGAGCCAUCGACGACUGGGUAUUCAUGUGUUUUUUCGUAGGAAAUGAUUUCUUACCACACCUCCCAUCAUUAGAGAUUAGAGAGGGGGCAAUCGAUAGGCUCGUUAAGUUGUAUAAAUCAGCAGUGUAUAAAACAGGAGGUUUUUUGACAGAGAGCGGAGAUGUGAAUUUAGAUAGAGUUCAACUGAUCAUGUCCGAGCUCGGCGAUGUUGAGGACGUAAUUUUUAAGAAGAGGCAGGAGAAUGAAUUAUUAUUCAUAGAGCGUGAAAAGCAAAAGAAGAAAAAUCGAAUGCACGGAAUCGGUAAUAGCAAGCCGAAGUGGAUUCCUACUGGACAAUUUGCUCCUAUGCCAUUAGGUGAACGAGUUAAGCCGGUACAAAACGCCCGUUACGAAGCUUAUCAGAUGCGUGUCCAAGGUAGAAAUUAUAACACAGGAGGAGGUCAUAAUAAAGCUCUAGAGAGCAUGAUGCAACCAGAGGAAUCAGCUGAUAAGAAGAGGAAACUAUCCCCCGAAGAAGAUAUAGUGGAUGGACAAGCGCAUGACGAAGUACGAUUGUGGGAAGAUGGUUUUAAAGAUCGUUAUUAUGAAUCGAAAUUUGAUAUUUCACCUGAUAACUUGCAAUUUAGAAACAAUAUAGCUUUGCAAUACGUACGUGGUCUGUGUUGGGUUCUACGUUAUUAUUAUCAAGGUUGCGCGUCGUGGAAAUGGUAUUUUCCUUAUCACUAUGCUCCCUUCGCUAGUGAUUUCAUUAAUAUUGGCGGUUUAUCGACAGAAUUUGAAAAAGGAACAGAACCUUUCCGUCCGUUAGAGCAGUUGAUGAGCGUAUUUCCAGCUGCUAGUAGCAGUCACGUUCCUGCUCCGUGGGCGAAGUUAAUGAGCGAUCCUAGGUCGCUAAUUAUAGAUUUUUAUCCUGAAGACUUUAAAAUAGACCUGAAUGGCAGAAGGUUGGCUUGGCAAGGAGUUGCUUUGCUUCCAUUCGUGGAUGAGAAAAGACUUUUCAAGACAUUGAAACCAUAUUACGAGCUUCUAACAGAAGCAGAGAUAAAACGAAAUACCAAGGGGCACGACCGAUUGUAUGUUGGAAUGGAAAACAGCGGUUACAAUUUUAUCAAAGGAUUGUACAUGAACAAUGUUGAAUCGAACGUAGAAACUUCUAUAUCUAUAGAUGGGAUGCGCGGCACUGUGAUGCUGUCAGAAGAUUGCGUUGGGGAUGGUGCCACUUUAUCCUCCCCUAUAUACGGGCGUCCCGUUAAAAAUAAUAAAAUAUAUUGCAUUCGAUUCAAAGAUCCGCAAUACAGCAGUAAUUUUAUUUUCCCUGCAAAGAGGUUGAAGGACGCCAGAGAACCACCGAAAGUAUUAAAACCGGUAGAUUUUGAACGGAUGAAGCGUAGCAAUGACAAGGUCUUUAAACCUCAGAUCGGUUUCACCCCUGCAACUCAAACUGCGUCUUUGACCGACGCUGGACGUAGGAUGCUUGGGCAUUAUACAAACCAUAAUAGAGCACAAUCUCCGUAUACUUCCGUGUCUGGACCACCAAGUCUAUAUCCAGAUAAUCAGCACGGCUUCCAGAGGGGAUACUAUCAAGGGGGAUACGAGAGCUCCAGACCAGUCCAGGCCAUGCCGUCCAUGCCGAUCCCAGGACCAUGGGCCAGCGGUUGCAUUCCCAAUAACUACCAGCGUUACCAGCAUCAGGACUAUCAGCAAUGGAAUAACUACAGCACUCAGCCGUACGGGCGAAACAAUUACCAGAGUAUGCAGUACAAUAGCUACCCUCAGCAGCAAUGGAACUAUUCUUCGAAUUACCAAGGCAAUGGUAGCGGCAGCGGUAGCGGUAGCGGCAUCGCCAGAAUCGGCGGCAUCGACAAUGGUAGCGGCCUUGUCAGUGGGAUCAACAGAGGCAUGGCCAGCGGUAUCGGCAGUGGCAGCGGCAUGGGCGGCGGUAGCGGCAUCAGCAGAAGCAGCGGCAUCAGCAGAAACAGCGGCACAGGCAUCGGCAGAAACAGCGGUAUCGGUAAUGGCGGUGGCAACAGCAGAAGCAGUAUCGGCAGAACCAGUGGCAUGGUCGGUGGCAUGGGCAACGGCAUCGGCAUCGGCAGCGGAAACGGUAGCAGGACUGGUCACAGGAGGGGCGGAGGAGGCGGCGGAGGGAGUGGUGGGGGAAGUAGUGGCGGCGGUGGCGGCGGCGGGUACAGGCGGUAAACGUGGAAGAGAUAUCCCGAUCGUUCUCGACUGAGCACGUCGUCGAUCACCGGAUUGAGAUAAGGUAUAUAUAUGGGGAAUAAAUUGGAUCGCAAGAAAAUCUGACGCUAGGACCAGAGAUAAUUGUCUCGUUGCGAGCAACAAAUGGCCGUAACCCGCUCAAACCGUAUAGCCCGAGCCUGACCAGAUCGCUGGAAUACGAUCGUUUCCGUUUGCAAAACGAACGACGUUCACGAUCUUCUUCUUCCGCUCUCGGUUGAAUCGCGAGAAAAACAAAACAAAACAAAAAAAAAGAGAAAAAGAAAGAAAUAAAGAAAGAAAUAGGAGGCAACAACAAUUUCGGCGACCAAAAAUUGUGCAUAAUGUAAUGUUAUUUCCGCGUAAUGGACACCGUAGAAGAGUGAUCAACGUCCAUCAAAUAAUCAAUUAAUCAUCGCAAUCUUUGAAAUAAACGCGUACCUGUUCAAAGGAGAAGCUUAGUAAAUUAGUUACGUAAGUUUUCGGCUGAUAUAGCUGGAGCGAAGACCGUUCAGAGCCACCGAUGUUUAUCCGACGACGAUGCAUAAUAUUUACAAAUCGGUCGAAUUAUCCUGAUUCGCGUUCUUUUACUUUUUAUGGUGCGUUGUGUAAAUAGUACCCCCCCCC